Globicephala melas (long-finned pilot whale) is the source of this 2618-nucleotide messenger RNA. It is a transcript of the gene SLC27A3, whose product is annotated as solute carrier family 27 member 3. The record is from RefSeq and is a predicted model, not a curated record. Gene Ontology annotation, molecular function: long-chain fatty acid-CoA ligase activity; long-chain fatty acid transmembrane transporter activity. Gene Ontology annotation, cellular component: mitochondrion; endoplasmic reticulum. NCBI's taxonomy places the organism in Eukaryota, Metazoa, Chordata, Mammalia, Artiodactyla, Delphinidae.
GGGCCGCCCCCCACUAGUACUCCUCCCGGGCCUCUGCUCUCCGCCCGUGGGGAGGGAGGUGGGGGGCUGGGUGGGAAGAGGCGAGUGCCAGCGCGCGCGCUCCUGGGAAGGAGAGGUCUAAGCACUAGAACCAGCGGCCCCAGGUUUUCAGAAGGGAGUAUCUGGGCAGUCUGCGAGCGGCUGGGGCCAGACGGGGCCGAGUCGAGGAAGCGGGCACGAUGGCCGCCCUCCUGCUGCUACCCCUGCUGCUGCUGCCGCUGCUGCUGCUGAAGCUGCGCCUAUGGCCGCAGUUGCGCUGGCUCGCGGCAGACUUGGCCUUCUCGGUGCGCGCCCUACGCUGCAAACGGGCCCUUCGAGCGCGCGCCCUGGCCGCGGCUGCCGCAGACCCGGAAGGUCCAGAGGGGGGCUGCAGCCUGGCCUGGCGCCUCGCGCAGCUGGCCCGGCAGCGCCCCGCGCACACCUUUCUCAUUCACGGCGCGCAACGCUUUAGCUACGCGGAGGCCGAGCGCCAGAGCAACCGGGCUGCGCGCGCCUUUUUGCGCGCGCGAGGCUGGGACGGGGGGCCCGGCGGCGGCGACAGCGGCGCGGGGGGCGCCGGGGAAGGCGAGCGGGCGGUGCACGGCGUACGAGACUCGGCGGCCGGAAGCGGAGCUGCGCGGCCCGUGCGGGAAGGGGAUGGCGCGGCCCCUCUGGCACCUGGGGCCAUCGUGGCGCUGUUGCUCCCCGCCUGCCCAGAGUUCCUGUGGCUCUGGUUCGGGCUGGCCAAGGCCGGCCUGCGUGUGGCCUUUGUGCCCACCGCUCUGCGCCGGGGUCCCCUACUGCACUGUCUCCGCAGCUGCGGCGCUCGCGCGCUCGUGCUGGCGCCAGAGUUCCUGGAGUCCCUGGAGCCUGACCUGCCAGCCCUGAGAGCCAUGGGGCUCCACCUGUGGGCUGCAGGCUCUGAAACCCAUCCUGCUGGAAUCACCGAUUUUCUGGCUGAGGCCUCCGCUGAAGUGGAUGGGCCAGUGCCCGGGUACCUGUCUGCCCCCCAGAACAUAAUGGACACGUGCCUGUAUAUCUUCACCUCUGGCACCACAGGCCUCCCCAAGGCUGCUCGGAUCAGUCAUCUGAAGGUCCUGCAAUGCCAAGGAUUCUACCAGCUGUGCGGCGCCCACCAGGAGGAUGUGAUCUACCUUGCCCUCCCACUCUACCACAUGUCUGGCUCCCUGUUGGGCAUCGUGGGGUGCUUGGGCAUUGGGGCCACAGUGGUGCUGAAGUCCAAGUUCUCAGCUGGUCAGUUCUGGGAGGACUGCCAGCAGCACGGGGUGACGGUGUUCCAGUACAUCGGGGAAUUAUGCCGAUACCUUGUGAACCAGCCCCCGGUGCUGGAGACGUAUGGACUGACAGAGGGCAACGUGGCCACUUUCAACUACACAGGACAGCGGGGUGCUGUGGGGCGCGCCUCCUGGCUUUACAAGCAUGUCUUCCCCUUCUCUUUGAUUCGCUAUGAUGUCACCACAGGGGAGCCGAUUCGGAACACCCAGGGGCUCUGUGUGGCCACAUCUCCAGGUGAGCCAGGGCUGCUGGUGGCCCCCGUGAACCAGCAGUCACCCUUCCUGGGCUAUGCUGGGGGGCCAGAGCUGGCCCGGGGAAAGCUGCUGAAGGAUGUCUUCCAGCCUGGGGAUGUUUUCUUCAACACUGGGGACCUGUUGGUCUGCGACGACCAAGGCUUUCUUCGCUUCCACGAUCGUACUGGAGACACCUUCAGGUGGAAGGGGGAGAAUGUGGCCACGACCGAGGUGGCUGAGGCCUUGGAGGCCCUGGAUUUUCUUCAGGAGGUGAACGUCUACGGAGUCACUGUGCCAGGGCACGAAGGCAGGGCUGGGAUGGCAGCCCUGGUUCUGCGUCCCCCCCACUCUUUGGACCUUGUGCAGCUCUACGUCCGUGUUUCCGAGAACUUGCCACCUUAUGCCCGGCCUCGAUUCCUAAGGCUUCAGGAGUCACUGGCCACCACAGAGACCUUCAAGCAGCAGAAGGUUCGGAUGGCAAAGGAGGGCUUUGACCCAAGCGUACUGUCCGACCCCCUCUACAUUCUGGACCAGGCUGGGGGCGCCUACCUGCCCCUCACACCUGCCCGGUACAGUGCCCUCCUGGCCGGGGACCUUCGCAUCUGAGAGCCUCCACACCAGUGUGCCUGAGGGAGGGACUUUGUGGGGUGGGGUUAUUGCAGGUGUAUCAGCCGCCGUCAGGGAUCUCUUCUAUACCAGGUUUGUAAUCUUUAUUUUGUAAUAAAUGUGGCCAGAGCCCAUCUGGCUCUGUCUUUCUCAUCUACAGUAUUCGCUUCCCUGUCUGUCUGUGGAACUGCUUUUCCCGCAGACAUUUUCACCCGCCCGGAGCCACAGGCGCUCCUGCCCUGACCAUGUGGCCUGAGCUCAGUGUCUGGACCUCAGUGUUUUUCCUCUCAGGUGACCCCGUGUGAUCCUUGUCCUUGGAAAACCCCUGAUGACUGAUGUCUGUCUGUGCUUGUGGAUAUCCUGUCCCAGUUUCACUCCCUGAGUGCAGGGCCCCCACUGCUCUCUCUGGGGAGCCAGAGGACCCAAGGGAUUGGUUCAAAUGGCCGAAGUGGACAGAGGCACAAA